Apodemus sylvaticus (European woodmouse) is the source of this 264-nucleotide messenger RNA. Its product is annotated as serine protease inhibitor Kazal-type 12. The record is from RefSeq and is a predicted model, not a curated record. Bases 1 to 264 code for a protein of 87 amino acids. The transcript is spliced from 4 exons. Lineage: Eukaryota; Metazoa; Chordata; Mammalia; Rodentia; Muridae. Gene Ontology annotation, molecular function: protein binding; serine-type endopeptidase inhibitor activity.
AUGAAGCCAGCUGGUGCCUUUCUGCUUUUAAUCAGCCUGGCCUGUUUGUUCCUCUCUGUAGAUGCCGUGAGCCAAGGGGGCUUUCAGGCUUUUUGCAGCAACUAUGAGAAAACACUGGCCCCAGAUGGAAAAUCAUGCCCAAAGAUCCACAAACCAGUGUGUGGCACUGAUGGAAAAACUUACCAAAACCGCUGUGAAUUCUGCCAAAUAGCCAUGGAAAGAAAUAUUGGAAAACUUGGUUUCAAACAUGAAGGGAAAUGCUGA